This is a messenger RNA of Ahaetulla prasina, 1120 nucleotides long. Its product is annotated as cysteine and glycine-rich protein 2-like. Gene Ontology annotation, cellular component: nucleus; Z disc; cytoplasm. Lineage: Eukaryota; Metazoa; Chordata; Lepidosauria; Squamata; Colubridae. Gene Ontology annotation, molecular function: structural constituent of muscle; actinin binding. The transcript has 5 exons. Gene Ontology annotation, biological process: sarcomere organization; muscle tissue development. The record is from RefSeq and is a predicted model, not a curated record. The coding region runs from base 1 to 483 and encodes 160 amino acids.
AUGUUUUAUAAAGUGGUAUGCCGGAAAAACCUGGAUAGCACAACUGUGGCCAUGCAUGAUGAAGAAAUAUACUGCAAGUCUUGUUAUGGGAAAAAAUAUGGCCCCAAAGGAUAUGGCUAUGGGCAAGGAGCAGGCACUCUCAACAUGGACAGAGGAGAAAGGCUUGGCAUAAAGCAUGACAACGUACCUUCUCAUCGACCGACAACAAGUCCAAAUACUUCAAAAUUUGCUCAGAAAUUUGGAGGGGCAGAAAAAUGUUCCAGAUGCGGUGACUCUGUGUAUGCAGCUGAGAAAGUAAUAGGAGCUGGAAAGCCUUGGCACAAAAAUUGUUUUCGCUGUGCCAAGUGUGGUAAAAGUCUUGAAUCAACAACUCUGACAGAGAAGGAGGGUGAAAUCUAUUGCAAAGGUUGUUAUGCAAAGAACUUUGGCCCCAAAGGAUUUGGCUAUGGCCAAGGCGCUGGUGCUCUUGUUCACGCUCAGUGACACAUUAGUUAUUUGGCACAGAGAGGGUUCCCUUUUUCUAAGGCACAACUUAAAAUGCUACCAUUUACUGUGAAACAGCUCUUGGCUUAGGCGACUGCUUUUCCUUAGCUACCGCAUGUAUUCCAAUCUUAAAGCAGUUUUUUAAAUAACCUGUCAAUUUUUAAAUAACCUGUCAAUUUUUAAAUAACCUGUCAAUGAGUGUCUAAGUACAAAGCUUCAAUAAAGCUUUGUAUUUAGACACUCAUUUGCAUUGAAAUGUCUGAUGGAAAAAAUCAUUCAUAUUUUAUUGCUUAAAUAACUGCAACUGUUCCUUUUUAAAAUAAAUUUGAUACACCAUGCAUAUAUUUUAUAGCCUCAUAGAAAAUUGGUGUAAAAGUAUAGUAAUUUAAUACAACUGUGUUUGGUUUGCAUCAUAUAAGUGUUCUAGAAGUUCAGGGAAAAAAGGGUGAUGUCCCUAGCAUCCUCCAAUUAAACAAUUUCAGCUGCAGAAAAUAAAACAGAAAUUACUUGUGUGCAUUGAGAAUGUAGUUUUAAAGACUUUUGAUAUGAAAAAGAUCCCCUGAAUUAAAAUUUAUUCUAAUUAAUACUCUAUUUCAGCAUUCUGAACAGACUAAUUAAACUAAGUGUUAAAAAAUCU